CUCAGUACUUUUCAAUUGCUUCUCGUGUAAGGUUUGUGAAAGUAACAAGAUUCGAGGAACUUCAUUACCAAAAAAAAAAUUAAUUAAUAAAAUAAGAAAUAUUUACAGUUACCGGAAAAGAAGAAAACGUUGCUAUGGAAGCGUAUCAAUCGAAAAGUAUUACGCCCGUCGACAAUUAUGAGUACAAGUUAAGUGAUGAGUUGAAAAAAAUAGCGGAGGAAGAGUUGCGCGAAACUGAAGAAAUAAGAAAUCAUGGACUUAAAACCAUGCGUGACUGGAUAAUGAAUAACCCGAGGAUCGAAAAGUGCCGAAUGGACUCAAAGUUCAUUUUAAGAUUUUUGAGAUUUAGAAAGUAUAGCAUUCCCAUGGCACAAGAGGCGCUCGAGCGUUAUUUAGUGUUUCGUGAAGGAGCUUACGGAUUUGAUUGGUUUUCUAAUCUUGAUUAUAUGAAGCCAAACAUUAAAACUUUAGUCGAUAAUGAGGUGCUUACAGUUCUGCCAAAACGUGACAAACUAGGCCGAAAAUGUCUCUUCUUCAAAAUGUCUUCAAUCGAUCCAAGUCUUCCGAAGAUUGGAGAAGAUUUAUUGACAUUAGGAACAUUAAUAAUAGAAACAUUGAUGGACGAUGAAGAAAAUCAAAUACGAGGUUUAAAUUACAUCGCUGAUGUAUCCAACUUAGGUUUGAGACACGCUCAAAUUUUACCACUCGAGGUCAUGUAUAAGUUUGGUAAAAAUAUCGAGAAAACGUGUGCUGUACGACACAAAGGUUUCCAUUGCAUCAAUGUUCAUCCAUCGUUACAGUUCCUUGUUAGCUUCGCGAUGAAGCAUAUGCCCGAAAAGCUCAGAGAUAGAGUAAAGUUUUACACAAAUGUCAAUGAAGUGGAUGUUAUAGAUAAAGAUUAUUUACCUGAAGGCUACGGCGGAUCAACGAAAAUAAAAGAAAUGAUGGAUCCGUGGAGAAAAAUUUUGGACGACAGAAAAGAAUUCUUUUUAAAUUAUAGCAACAUGAAAGUUAAUCGAAAUCUUUAUCCAAAACCAAUUGUUGAUUGUGUUGUUGGAACAUUAAAAAUUCCUCUGAAUUCAAGCGAUUUAUUUGAAAAGACUUCAAAUUGUACCGAUGAAGAGUUAACAGGUAUACAAGGAAGUUUUAGAAAGCUUGAAAUUGAUUAACUUCACUACUGAAGUCACUACUUUGUAUUUGAUUCCUAACAUACUCAUGACUGAUUAGUCACUCGAAAGACCAAACCCAAUUCAAUUUAGGCAAUUUUAAAGGCAUAAAUAGAAGAUUUAUAACACGGAAAAACGCAAAAUCAUGCAUCCAAAACAGAUUUUUUUUUUAACAAUAUUUUUAAGAAUAUAAAGUUGAAAGAACCUUUUAUGUGCAUAUUUAUUUGGAAAUGAUUAUAUAUAAGUCACAAUAAACC
Clunio marinus is the source of this 1423-nucleotide messenger RNA. The record is from the annotation of a GenBank genome assembly. NCBI's taxonomy places the organism in Eukaryota, Metazoa, Arthropoda, Insecta, Diptera, Chironomidae.